CUCCAGCUUCCCUGUACACUGGGGGAGACAUCAGCAAGCUCUUCACUUCUUUUUUUAUAAGGAAGAACCUUGAAAUGAUGAUGAGGGCCCAGAGCUGCAUAUUGGUGUCUUUAUUGGUUCUCUUGGAGGUUCUGUGUUCUCAGGUUGAUGGCAGCAAUCCAGGAAUGGUGGCCAGGAUCACCCAAAAGGGUCUGAAUUAUGCUGGUGUUGAGGGAGUGAAAACCUUGGAAAAAGAAUUGUUGAUGAUCACUCUGCCUGAUUUUAAAGGGGAUUUUAAGAUUAAAGCACUUGGACGCGGGGAGUAUAAUUUCAAGAGCCUUAGGAUACAACGUGUUGAACUGAAGAACACCAAACUGAAUCUGGUGCCUGGUGAAGGUCUAAAGGCCUCUGUCUCCAAUUCUUUUAUCCAUGUAGAUGGAGAUUGGAAAGCACGCAAGUCUUUUGUGAAAGUAAGUGGUUCCUUCGAUCUGCAAGUUAAAGGUAUUUCCAUUUCGGUAUCUCUGGCAUUGAGCAGUGAUAGUUCUGGGAGACCCACAGUCACCAACAAACAAUGUAGCAGCCACAUUGCGGAUGUUGAUCUUGACAUUUCUGGGAAAAUUGGGUGGCUGCUGAACCUCUUCCAAAACCAUAUCGAGUCCAAAUUCAGAAGAAUCUUGGAAGAUAAGAUCUGCGAGAUAGUCAAGAAGUCCGUUGCUUCAGACCUUCAACCCUAUCUUCAGACUCUCCCAGUCAUUGCCAAGAUUGACCAAAUUGCCGGCAUGGAUUAUUCCCUGACUGGGCCGCCCCAGGCCUCAUCCCACAGCUUGGACACCCUCUUUAAGGGAGAGUUUUUCAGGCAAAGUCAUCGAUCCUCUGUUCCCUUUGUACCUGCUGCCAUGAAUCUCCCUGAAGACCAUGAUCUCAUGGUUUACUUUGGAAUUUCUGAUAGCGUCUUCAAUACAGCCAGCCAAGUUUAUUGGGAGGCAGGCACCAUGAAUUAUACCAUCACAGAUGACAUGAUUCCUUCGAAUUUUCACAUCCGACUGGUCACCUCUUCCUUCCGAGCUCUGAUCCCUCAGUUGGGCAAGCUGUAUCCCAAUAUGCAAAUGGAACUUCAGAUAUCGUCUCCUUCACCUCCCGUCAUGGUCUUCAGUCAAGGGAAUGUGACUCUCACACCAGAAAUGGAGCUCCAGGCCUUUGUCAUUCUACCCAGUUCCCUCCGGGUGCCUUUAUUCCUGCUCAGUAUGACAACCACUGUCUGGGCCACCAUGGAUGUGAAUGCCAGCAGACUUGUCUCCUCUGUGAAUCCAGGAAGUCCAUUGACCAUGAAACUAAUACACUCAGACAUCGGUCCAAUCAAUGUGCCCUUAAUCCAGGCUAUCCUGAAUUAUUAUGCUCUGAGCACCUUGUUACCUGCUGUCAAUGAAAAUCUGGAGAUAGGUUUUCCUCUCCCUGUGCCGAGAAAUAUUCACCUGUAUGACAUUAUUGUUCAACCUUAUCAGAACUUUCUGCUUUUGGGAUCCAAUGUCCAGUACAUUAAAAACUGAAGAGGAAGAGAACUGACAGGAGUCAUAGCUGGAUAUGGAAAGAUUGCUCUUCUGCAGGAAAGGCUUCAUUUCUGAUGGAGAAUUAAACACUGUAGCUGGGCUCUUUCUCCCAUGGUCUGGAUCUCUCUGGUUCUGUUCUAUGACAUGGAUCUGCUGAAGAUAAGUGUGUCACUGUGGGACUCAGCCUGCGGAUUCCAAGUUCUGGUUCCUUGUGGUACUGCCAUGCCCUUCUCUGUAUAAAUUAGCUUUUUCAGUGACACCCAUUGCUCUCCAGGACAGCAGGCUUCUCCUGGAGUUUGUAUACUGUUGUUUGCAUUUUGGUUCCAUUCCUCUCUCUGCCCCCAGUUCCAUGUACUCUUCCUUUUUCCAUGUGGAUAUCCAAUAAAUCUUUCCCCACUCCCAAAUGACUCAAUAAAAAAACUGAAUGACUGUA
Messenger RNA from Antechinus flavipes (yellow-footed antechinus), 1959 nucleotides. RefSeq names its product lipopolysaccharide-binding protein-like. The transcript is spliced from 15 exons. Bases 75 to 1526 code for a protein of 483 amino acids. Gene Ontology annotation, molecular function: lipopolysaccharide binding. Gene Ontology annotation, biological process: acute-phase response; defense response to Gram-positive bacterium; defense response to Gram-negative bacterium. NCBI's taxonomy places the organism in Eukaryota, Metazoa, Chordata, Mammalia, Dasyuromorphia, Dasyuridae. The record is from RefSeq and is a predicted model, not a curated record.